Molecule: messenger RNA, 480 nt
Organism: Apodemus sylvaticus (European woodmouse)
Lineage: Eukaryota; Metazoa; Chordata; Mammalia; Rodentia; Muridae
Gene: Fam25a
Product: family with sequence similarity 25 member A
Exons: 3
Coding region: 155-424 (89 amino acids)
Source: RefSeq, a predicted model, not a curated record
GCCCCACCCAGGCUCUCAACUGACUCAUCCUCUCAGCCUACUACUGGCCGGGCAAGGGCUUGGUGCCCUGGAGCCUGGCAGGCUGUGGACGGCAUAUAUAAAAGCACGCUCUUCCAGUUGAGGUGUGUUACCUGUCACUGUCUGCUGCUUCGAGAUGCUGGGAGGCUUGGGGAAGCUGGCGGCCGAGGGCCUGGCCCACCGCACUGAGAAAGCCACUGAGGGAGCAGUUCAUGCAGUGGAGGAGGUGGUGACUGAGGUGGUGGGCCAUGCCAAGGAGGCUGGAGAGAAGGCCCUCGCUGACGCCCUAAAGAGAGCCCAAGAAUCAGGGGACAGGGUGGUGAAGGACAUCACUGAGAAGGUCACCCACACCAUCACUGACGCUGUUUCCCAUGCCGCAGAAGGCCUGGGAAACCUGGGCCAGUGAAUCCACCUAUCAGCAUGGCUGGCCCCUCCUGAAGGUCAAUAAAACGUGUGAACAGA